Messenger RNA from Ornithodoros turicata, 2565 nucleotides. RefSeq lists its product as uncharacterized. The record is from RefSeq and is a predicted model, not a curated record. Lineage: Eukaryota; Metazoa; Arthropoda; Arachnida; Ixodida; Argasidae. The transcript is spliced from 6 exons. The coding region runs from base 1 to 2565 and encodes 854 amino acids.
AUGAGCGUAGCAGACCCCGAAGCAACAUAUUCUGAUGAGACCAAUUACGUGCCCCAGCACGUCGAAGCUGCAGCACGUUUCGAGUCCAUUGAGCAGGUUCCAUCACAGCAAAAUUUACAGGAGGAACUUCAGAGCCUUAAGCAAGAUGUAGCAGUACAGGCUAACACUAUUGGUGAAUUGAAGAAGCAACUGAUAAGCAUAUCUACAGUGAAGGAUGAACAAGCCCUGUUAGCCAUCACUGGAAUAGCACACUUCCAAGUAUUUUACAACAUCUGCGACCUCGUCACAACUGUUCGAAUCAAGCAGUCUAGCAGGGACUUUUCCCUCAGCAACGAAGAUGCUGUGUUGCUUACGUUCUUUAAGCUGUACCAUAACGUCUCAUUUGCACUGCUUGGUGUGUUAUUUGGCAUCCACAGAACGACGGCAUCCAACAUUUUUAAGGAAAUAGUUCCAGUCCUGAGAACAGUGUUGCAACAUGCAGUAUUCUGGCCUAGGAAGGAAGCAGUUCUGCAGUGCUUGACAAAAUAUUUUGAUAAGUACCGUCAGACGCGUUUGGUUCUGGACUGUACCGAAAUAGAGAUUGAACAACCAAAAGAUCUAAAAUCUCGCAUCCUGACGUACAGUCAUUACAAGAAAAAAUACACUGCAAAAAUCCUAGUGAGUGAGACACCGGGUGGCCUAAUUAGCUACGUCAGCCAGGCCUAUGGAGGUAAAGCCUCAGACACGUACAUAACGCGUGAGAGCAAGAUCCUCGAGAAGUGCCUCCCGCAUAUCGACAAGGUGAUCUCUAUAAAGUUGUUGCUUCGUGACAAGAAUGAUGUACAGAACCUGCAGGCAGCUCAGCUGACUCAGCUGAAAGAUAAGGGGGGCCUGUUGUAUCCAUCAGGCUUUAUGCUUAGCUUUUCUCCGUUGGUCAUCAUGCCCGUAAACUGUUGUGUGCCACUGUGCACGCAGCAUGGCCGACUUGACAAGUCUGGACAAAAGGUGACCUACCACCGAUUUCCUAGAGAUCUCGAGCUCCGGAAGAAGUGGAUCGUUGCCAUCAGGCGCGACGAAGGGACAUUUUUUACCGUUUCCAAUGCCACGAAGGUGUGCUCUCAUCACUUCCUUGAAACGGACUUUCUUGCGAACGUGGCAAACGGCUACCGGCACCUACACCAUUGUGCUGUGCCGUCUAUUUUCCCGUUCUGCAAAACGAAGACAUCAAGAAAGCCACCUCGUGAAAGGGAACCACCACCAGCUACACACCGGAAGCGAAGACGGCAGGAUAUUACAGACGAGGAGAACCUUGUUGAAGAAAUUGCAGCACAGCGUGUUCAGGUACCUGAGCGGCAGUGUAAUGAGGAAUGUGACGUGCAAAGUGGUGGAGAACAAGCUGAUCCGAAUUGCAACGGUGAUGAUGAAAUGCCAGCCGAUGAAAACUUCACAGCAACAGUGGAUAGUAGUUGUGCAUGUGGUGAGGUUAUUGCUCAACUGAGACAAGAGCUUGCUGCAAGUAGAGCAUCAGAAAUGGCAACUAAAGUGGAACUUGAACGACUUCAAGAGCAGCUGAAAAGCCAAACCAGUGAAAUACACUUGCUUCGCUCUGAGCUUGCGAUAGCACAGGCUGAAAACCAAGAGCUCGAACAGGUGACACCCUUCGGAAUUGCCAAGUUUAAGAGCGACGACGACGACAUCCAGUUCUACACAGGCCUUCCAAGUUACGGCCACUUCUGUGCUCUUCUGAGUUUCCUUGAUCCAGGAGAAAAUGGAAAGAAUAUUAUAAGAAAUGAAGGUACCAGACGUAGUGAACAGAGUGGCCGUCCACAAAAGGUCAGCGUGGAAAACCAGCUCUUUCUAGUGCUCGUGAAGCUGCGGCUUGGUCUGUUUCACAAGCACCUUGGAACCCUGUUUGGCAUUUCUAUCAGCACAGUGUCAAGAAUAUUUUCAACAUGGAUAGAUUUUAUGUACUUGCAGCUGGCGCAAUUACCACUGUGGUUAUCACGAGAGGCUGUGGACGAAGCGAUGCCACCUGACUUUAGUGAGAAAUACCCUUCGACACGUGUCAUUCUGGACGCCACAGAAGUUAAAUGUGAUGUGCCAACCUCAUUUGUAACGCAGUCUGGCCUGUACUCUCACUACAAGUCAGCGCACACGUUCAAAGGACUUGUCGGUAUCGCCCCAAACGGACUGCUCACCUUUGUGUCCGAACUCUUUACAGGAUGCACCUCUGACAAGGAAUGCGUGAUAAAAAGUGGAUUCUUAGAACUGCCAUUCGAGCCAGGGGACUCCGUAAUGGCAGAUAAAGGAUUCAAGAUCGAUGACCUGCUCCAGAGCAAAGGUGUGGGACUCAACAUUCCACCUUUUCUCAGAAAAGACCAAUUCACCCCAGAAGAAGUGCAGGAAACACAGAAUAUUGCUGCACUUAGAAUACACGUAGAAAGAAGGAUUCAACGAAUUAAGGGAUUUCAUAUAUUUGAUCGCUCUAUUCCCAUAUCAUUAGCACCUUUGGCAAACCAGGUGUGGACUGUCUGUGCAAUACUUACAAACUUCCAGUCGCCACUUAUGAAAGACUGUUGUGACUAG